Colossoma macropomum (tambaqui) is the source of this 1573-nucleotide messenger RNA. It is a transcript of the gene grxcr1a, whose product is annotated as glutaredoxin and cysteine rich domain containing 1 a. Gene Ontology annotation, biological process: sensory perception of sound. The record is from RefSeq and is a predicted model, not a curated record. The coding region runs from base 141 to 1034 and encodes 297 amino acids. The transcript has 4 exons. Lineage: Eukaryota; Metazoa; Chordata; Actinopteri; Characiformes; Serrasalmidae.
UUUUUCUGGAGCACACACGCUGACUGGGAUACUCUGGUAAAUAUGGGGAAAUAAAGGCCGAUCUUGCAUACAGGCACAUGAAAGGAGUGGAUUAAAGUGGUACAUUCUGUGGGAGAUGUAACCUACUCCAGAGCUUUGAAAUGGAGGGGACUUUGCCAUCGGCGGGCAGUGAGAAGCCCCAGAAGCGGGUGAGGUUCCGGGUGGCGUCGGGGAACAGUGGACGGGUGUUGAAGGAGAUGUUUAAGGAUGAGGGUCCGACCGACUCUCUGGACUCGGACUGCACCAGCAGCUCGGAGGCGGAUCGGGCCAGCACACCUUCCACCAGUGGGGAGCUAAACGGGCACCCGGGAGGCUACCUGGGCUCAGAGCUGGACGACAGCGAGAGUGAGCCUGAUGACCUUCUGCUAUUCGCAGGAGGAAAGGACAAAGACAGAGUUUUCAGUACCAAACGGGUCAAUAUCCUUAGCAAGAACGGGACAGUGCGAGGAGUCAAGCACAAAGUCAGCGCCGGCCAAAUACUGUUCGACAACCUGACUAAAGUCAGCGGGCCUGAGCUGACGCUGGAGUUUGGGCGGAUUGUGAUCUACACCACUAGUUUCCGUGUGGUCAGGACAACGUUUGAGCGCUGUGAGCUGGUGCGCAAAAUCUUCCAGAAUCACAGGGUGAAGUUCAUGGAGAAGAACAUUGCUCUGGACAGUGAGUAUGGGAAGGAACUGGAGGCACGCUGCAGAAGGGUGGGUGAGCCACCGUCGCUGCCUGUGGUCUUCAUCGAUGGACACUACUUGGGGGGUGCAGAGAAAAUACUGGGUAUGAAUGAAUCAGGGGAACUGCAGGAUCUCCUAACCAAAAUUGAGAGGGUACAGCAUCCCCACACAUGCCAGACGUGUGGCGGCUUCGCCUUCGUGCCCUGCUCUAUGUGCCAUGGCAGUAAGAUGUCCAUCUUCAGAAACUGCUUCACAGACUCGUUCAAAGCACUUAAGUGCACAGCGUGCAACGAGAACGGCCUUCAGCCAUGUCCCAGCUGCUCUCACUAAGGUCCUCUUCAAGUGCCUGCUCACCUACUGACCCCACCCAGUCCAGCCCUUCUCCCUCUUACCCUUUUGGCCAUGCAAAUGACUGCACCAGACAGAGAGAUGACUGCUUUUUUUUCUCCUGUGGGGAUUGUCAAUAAAUUUUGUUUAUAAGAAAACAAUACUGUCUGUCAAAGCAUGUCAUUCUUCAUCAGCUUUAUUUAGUUUGACAGUAUAACUUAUCAUUUGCCAACACAGGUCAUUUAAUAUAGUCAUAGUACAGUCUCAAUGUGUAUUAUUGCAAUUUAGUGCUGUAUUUAAGUAAGAAAACCACUGACAUGAAAUCAGAUAUAGCUCACUGUAACCCAGGAAGCAAAACUCUACGUUUUACCUCUUCAAGUGAAUACCAUAAGAGGUUGUGGUGGAUAUCGGUAUUAGGCCUAUAUCAGCAGACAAUGUUGGAUUGGAGGGAAAAAAAAGACUGAAUCCAAUCCAGUACUGUAACAAAUCUGUACUGAAAUAGCAUACACUCGCAUUGUGUGCUAACAUCAUGUUGUUAGCAG